AUGAGUAAAACUCAAGUAAAAUUAUAUGAAUUGUGGAGCAAAAAUAAAAAUGGAGUUUUAAUUUCAAUAUCAGAACAUGGUCGAUCAUCAUCUUCAGUAGAACCACAACGUGAUCGUGAUUCAUCUUUAUUUGUAGUAGAACCGGAAUGUGGUUCAUCAUCAUCAGUUCUUGCAGAACCACAACAUGGUUCAUCAUCAUCAGUUCUAGCAGAACCACAACAUGGUUCAUCAUCAUCUUCAGUAGCACCACAACAAAAUUCAUCUUUAUUUUUAUUAGAACCAGAACGUGAACCAGAACAUGGUUCAUCAUCAUCAUCAUCAGUAGAACCAGAACGUGGUUCAUUAUCAUCAUCUAUAACAAUAUCUUUAUCAUCAUCAUCAACGACGUUAUCAGCCAAUCCUGAUUGUGAAAUCAUUAGUGAAGGUGUUAAAAAACGAGCAUUACCAUCUGCUCGAACAAAACAUCGUUCACAAUAUUUACACGAAUGGGAAAAGAAACCUGAAGCACAUUUUAAAACUUAUAUCUACGAUGAUUUUGGUGGAAAAGAAAAUGUAUGGUUUAAUAGUGGAAUGAAAACGCUAUCCAUUGAUAAAAUCAAACAACACAAAGAAAAAAGUGAGGUGCACAAGCAGGCGGAAGAGCAGGAGAUUUUGCUUUCAUCUCGAGUACAGCCAAAUUGGCAUAUAACUAGAGAAAAAGAGGUUGGCAAACAUGAACAAGCUAUUCAACAUUUGAUGUUUGCUUGCAUUUACCUGUGUCAAGAAGAUCAUCCGUUAGCAUCGAUUGAACCUUUAUGUGUCUUAUUGGAGAAGUUAGGAGUACAAUUAUUGCCUGCACAAGUUUCAGGUGUGUCAUAUCGUAAUAGUCAUGCAGCUAUGGGAUUUAUCCAACAUAUAGCUAAUUUUCUUCACGAGGAAUUAGUUGAAAAAAUUCAAUUAAGCCCAGUCUUAGGCUGGAUGAUGGAUGAAACAACAACUCGAACUAUUGAAAAAAGUUGUAUUGUGUUUGUGCGAUAUGUUGAUAAUUUUGAACCUAAAACGGCUUAUUUUGGUUUGAUGAAUUUGGAGGGAGAUGGUACUGCAGCUAAUAUUGUUAAAUCAAUCAGCAGUUUGUGGAGAAAAGAUGAUAUAAAUCCAUUAAAAAGUUGUUGGUUAGCAACAGACAAUGCGAGUACUUUUACUGGUGUUCGAGAAGGUGUUCUAGCUAAAAUACGUCGAAAUUUUGGAUGCGAUUGGUUGGAGUUGAAUCCAUGUUUUGCACAUUCAUUUUCUUUAGUUGGAAGUUAUGCGAGUUACAAACCAAAAACUGAUCCAAAUAGUCCACCAGCUGUUGAUGAAACAAUUCUAAAUCUUGAAGCUAUAAUUAGUAGGAUAUAUGGUUAUUUUAGUCGAAGCAGUACUCGAUUAUUUAAAUUAAAGCAAUGGCAAAAUUAUUUAGAUCUUCCAGAAAUGAAAUUCAAGAAAUUAUUUGAAAUUCGAUGGUCGACUAUACAAGAUUGUAUUAGACCGAUUAUUAUAAACGUUCUACCAGGUUCCCAAUCAUUAUUAGCUUAUCUCCAAGAAGCAGCAACUGAUGUUACUUUAUCUAGUAGUGAACGUGAAUCAGCAAAAAAUUUAUUAAAAUCUAUUUUGAACGACGACUUUUUAUUAGCUCUACAUUUCCAUUAUGAUCUUCAUGAAACUGUUUUAGGUCCAUUAACCAAGAUUAUGCAAAAUGAUAAACUUUCGUAUUAUAGUUUAAUGGAAAUGCUUCAAGAAAAAACAAAAAUUUUAGAAAGUUGGACAUGUGAAUCUUCAUCAACAGUUGGUCCUGCAUUAUUCGAUUAUCUUCAAUCAACAGCUGAAGAAUCAUUUGGAAGUUUUAGAGUAACUGUUGGUGAUCGUAAAAUGCUUUUAAAUAAUUGUUUAGAACAUAUUCAUCGUCUUCUACGAGAACUAGAUAAACGAUUUACUCCAUCUAAAUUACAGGAGUGUUUGUCUAUUUUGUUUGAUCCACAAUAUUUGAUCAAAAACAAGAGAAAUAUAAGUUGUCUUGAUUAUGGAAGAUCUGAACUUGAUUUUCUUCGUCGAAAAUACAAUAAGUUUCCUAAUUUUGAUUCAAAUGUUGUUCGUAAUGAGUGGGAGUCUUUAAAGCAACCAUUGAGUGAUUUUGCAAAUACUUUUUCUACUGUUCAAUCUACACAAACGUUUUGGAAAGAUUUUAUUGCUUUAAAGAUUUCGACAAAUAGUAAUUUUCUAAGUCAACAUAAAAACAUUUUAUUAUUAUUAAAUAUAUAUUUAAUUUCACCGACUAAUUCUGCAGAAUGUGAAAGAGGUUUUUCUGCUGCUAAUCGUAUUCAAGCAACAGGCAGAUCACGUUUAAAAAUUUCAACAUUGGAUAUUUUAAUGACUAUACGAAUGCUAUUAAAAGACGACUUACGAAGUUCAAGAUGUCAAGAAGUUGUUAAUAAAUCUUUUGAGUCUUGGAAUGACUUAGAUCAUAAUCGUCGUCUUCAUCAAAUACAGCUCUUGCUUGAUACACCAGAUGAUUAUACACCUGCUAAUCAAGUUCGUUCAGUUUGCAAGCGAAAUCGAGAUUAUCUUCAAUCAGAAUUUAUUGAAAACAAAAAGAAAAAAAAAUCAAAGUAUAUCAAAUGUGCUAAUGGUUGUAAACGAGAAGUUUCUGGAACUGAUCCUAGUCAAAAUGAAGCAAUACUGUGUUGUCAUCAAAAUGAACAAUUUCAAUGGAUUGAUUUGGAAGAGAACUGUUCAAGAUGGUUAUGCAAUUAUUGUAGAAUCAAACUUGCUAUAGCAGUGGAUUCAGCAUGGUUCUGCGAUGAUCAUGUAGAUAUGCAUCAUGAAGAAGAUGAAAAUGAAAAUUUUGAUUGA
This is a messenger RNA of Rotaria sp. Silwood1, 2868 nucleotides long. The record is from the annotation of a GenBank genome assembly. Lineage: Eukaryota; Metazoa; Rotifera; Eurotatoria; Philodinida; Philodinidae.